Messenger RNA from Carya illinoinensis, 576 nucleotides. Its product is annotated as synaptotagmin-2-like. NCBI's taxonomy places the organism in Eukaryota, Viridiplantae, Streptophyta, Magnoliopsida, Fagales, Juglandaceae. Gene Ontology annotation, molecular function: lipid binding. The coding region runs from base 1 to 576 and encodes 191 amino acids. The transcript has 5 exons. The record is from RefSeq and is a predicted model, not a curated record. Gene Ontology annotation, cellular component: endoplasmic reticulum.
AUGUUUGAAGCUAAAGGAGUAGAAAUUUCAUUGUCUCUUAAAUUUGUAGGAGUGUCACUUCUGAAGGAAUCAAUGAAGGAGAUCAAGUGGGUGCUUGUUUGGGUACUUGCUCGCAAGAAUGCAGGCCGAAACAUUCUCAAGGGCCUUUCUAGAGAGCUUAUUAAACAACAGGUCUCAAACAUGUAUCUGUGGCCAAAAGCCCUGGAAGUACCAAUAUUGGAUCCAUCAAAAGCCAUGAAAAAACCUGUUGGAAAUCUCCAUAUGAAGGUUGUGAGGGCAAUGAAGCUUAAGAAGAAAGAUCUACUGGGGGCAUCAGAUCCUUACGUGAAACUUAAGCUCACUGAGGACAAGCUUCCCUCAAAGAAAACAACUGUCAAACACAGGAACUUGAAUCCUGAAUGGAAUGAGGAAUUUAAUAUGGCUGUUAAGGAUCCAGAAUCUCAAGCCCUAGAGAUAAUUGUUUAUGAUUGGGAACAGGUUGGCAAGCAUGACAAGAUGGGUAUGAAUGUUAUUCCUUUGAAAGAGCUUACACCUGAUGAGCCUAAAGUUAUAACUCUUGAAAGAGCUUACACCUGA